AUGGAGGUGGUCGGUGGAAAGGAAGCCAUUAAUGUGGAUCUGAGAAGAACUAAGCAUAUUCUCUUCACUCCUCGUGACUCUUACAUGAUCACUUAUGAGCCAUACAUCACGUAUGGACAGAAGUCGUCACCGACCCAGAAGCCUGAACCGAACAUGCGGGUUUUCAGCGUAGCGGAUGGCAAGCAAGUGGCAGCGUUAGUUGCUUUGAAGGAGGGCUAUUUAGCUAAUGGCGGUCAUCAGAUUUGUGACAUGGGUUAUGGCAGCGAUGCACAUGAAGGCGCUUUCCACUGUGGCCUGGCCUGA
This is a messenger RNA of Cooperia oncophora, 303 nucleotides long. The record is from the annotation of a GenBank genome assembly. NCBI's taxonomy places the organism in Eukaryota, Metazoa, Nematoda, Chromadorea, Rhabditida, Trichostrongylidae.